CCUUGAAAUCACAGCCAUCCGGCGGACCCCACAAGCCUAAAAUCACAGCCAUUAACCACUACAACACAAUUAAUUAUUGCUUGCUCGGUUGCUUCUCUUCUCUCCAGGAAAAACAGAUCUGAGUUGUUGAAACUGAAAUUGAAAUGCUCGCCACACCGCAAAUUCAAGCAUAAUUAUGUGAUUUCAUUGAUUCAUGCAAUUGAUAAUUGAAUUCCACCUUUUUGCUUUAUUCCUUGUAUCACUAUCAUCGUUGUUGUUGUUGUUUCAAAAAGAAAAAGGAAGAACGGGAUCGAACCCGCUGAACCAGAACUGCAGUAUGGCGGCCAGUGAGCGUCACGUGUUGUUCUGUGCUGUUUUGCUUUGGACAUUGGAGCGCGAUGAAAUGAUGAGAUGUAGGGUGUAGGCACACACACCCAUUCUUUAAUAAGUUGGGUUGGGAAGCACCAGCCACCAGCAAGCUUCACGCAAUUAAAAGAGACAAACAGAUACACAUUCUGAAUUGCUGACAGACAGACAUGCAGACAUUUCUUUUCUUAAAGGUCCGUGCCUAUCAAACAUCAAAGUGCGAUGUGCCCAAAUCAUUCUCUCCCUUUUCUUUCUCUAAUUUCUUGGGCAAGCUUCAAUUUUUGUUUUUAGGUUGUUAAACCCGUGCUUUCGCGGCUUAGAACUCUGGGCCGGGGGAAGCACAAUAUGGAACCAAAAUUGAUCCUAACUGUGAUUCUGCUCCUCCUCACUGCAACUGUAACUGCGGAUUAUGUUCGGCCCAAGCGUCGAAAAACCUUACAUUUUCCAUGGAAGCCGAGGGAUUCUUCUCUUCCCCAACAGUUUGCAGGUUCACAUCUCUUUAGCAGGAGAGAAGCAAAUGCGCAUCACAUGGAUCACUGAUGACAACAACUCCCCUUCGUUGGUUGAAUAUGGAACAUCAUCUGGAGAAUACAAUUGUGCAUCUCAAGGAGAAAGCACAUCCUACAGUUACUUGUUCUAUAGCUCAGGAAAGAUACACCACACUGUCAUUGGACCACUGGAAGAUAAUACUGUUUACUUUUACCGGUGUGGAGGACAGGGCCCUGAGUUCCAGCUCAAGACUCCUCCCUCUCAAUUCCCUCUUGCUUUCGCUGUGGCAGGAGAUCUUGGUCAGACAGGAUGGACUAGCUCAACUCUACACCAUAUAGGCCAGUGCAAAUAUGACAUUCAUCUGCUUCCUGGGGACCUCUCCUACGCUGAUUACCUGCAGCACCAAUGGGAUACGUUUGGUGAGCUGCUACAGCCACUGGCUAGUGCUAGGCCAUGGAUGGUGACUCAAGGAAACCAUGACAAGGAGAGCAUUCCACUCUUCAAAGAAGGGUUUGCUUCCUACAAUGCCAGAUGGAAGAUGCCUUUCCAGGAAAGUGGAUCAAGUUCCAAUCUGUAUUAUUCUUUUGAAGCUGCAGGAGUUCAUGUCACCAUGCUUGGUUCUUAUGCAGAUCAUGACGAGUACUCAGAUCAAUAUGACUGGCUGAAGGCUGACCUUUCGAAACUAGACAGGCGAAGGACACCUUGGCUGCUAGCUUCAUUUCAUGUACCGUGGUAUAACAGCAACAAGGCUCAUCAGGGUGAAGGGGACAGCAUGAUGGCUUCCAUGGAGAAAUUACUUUAUGCUGCUGGUGUAGACAUUGUAUUCACUGGCCAUGUCCAUGCUUAUGAACGCUCAAAACGUGUGUAUGGUGGGAAGCCAGAUUCAUGUGGGGCUGUCCACAUAACUAUUGGUGAUGGAGGAAACAGAGAAGGCUUAGCUCAAGGAUACAAAAAUCCAGCACCAGAAUGGUCAGUCUUCCGUGAAGCAAGCUUUGGUCAUGGUGAACUCAAGAUUAUGAAUUCAACCCAUGCACUCUGGAGCUGGCACAGGAAUGAUAAUGAUGAACCAGUAAGGUCGGAUGAAGUCUGGAUAACAUCGCUGGCCAGUUCUGGUUGUCUCAAUGAAAAGAGUCAUGAAUUCAUGAAGACCUUCAUGGUACCAUAGGAUAUGGAUGUUUGUAUUUGUAUUACUUAUAACAUAAUCCUAUGUAAAUAUAUGAAGUGAGAUCUAAUUGGUCAUGCUAUUGCAGUUGGCACUUGGUCUGGCUUUCACUGAAAUGCCAGCGAGGCUUACUGGUUGAAUCUUGGUUACUAUCCUUCUUGCUCCUCCCAAGUAUGAUCAGACCAUCAUCAAACCAAAGUGUGUUAAUGACAUCUGAAGAUCGAAUAAGGGAGGAAAUUCUGCAA
Molecule: messenger RNA, 2241 nt
Organism: Nelumbo nucifera (sacred lotus)
Lineage: Eukaryota; Viridiplantae; Streptophyta; Magnoliopsida; Proteales; Nelumbonaceae
Source: RefSeq, a predicted model, not a curated record